Oryctolagus cuniculus (rabbit) is the source of this 6356-nucleotide messenger RNA. The record is from RefSeq and is a predicted model, not a curated record. NCBI's taxonomy places the organism in Eukaryota, Metazoa, Chordata, Mammalia, Lagomorpha, Leporidae.
AGGGUGGGUGUCUUCCAAGGGAAGGAGCAGUGUGGGGGAAGGCAGGUGCUGAGGCUUUCCCAGGGAGGGGAGCAGUGUGUGUGUGUGUGUGUGUGUGUGUGUGUGUGUGUUUGUGUGUUGGCAGGGCCUAAGGCUGAAUAUGUCCUCCUCAGGGGAGACAGGUGCUGGGGUAGAUGUGUCCUCCUCAGCAAAGGGAACAAUCUUCUCUCCAGUUUAAUGCCUAUGUAGACAAGGUGACCUCCUGAGGUGCCUCUUGGGGAGCGGUUCUCUUCCUUUUUGGGGGUUGGGGUCACAGAGGUCAGCUCAAGAGUGUAGUGUUACUGUCCCAACCCAUGGGAGACCCCCUGAGCCCCAGGAGCUGGACCUCCUGGGUCUUCCCAUCUCACACACAAAAUUCUGCGUACAGCAGUGCGCCAGUCUGCUAACUGCUGACUGAGCAGAGGAGGCUGUGGGUCUGUGUUUUAGGCAUGUGAAACACAGGGCCGGGGCUGGAUGGUACCCUGAGUGAGGCACAGGGGCCCCUGAUGGACUUUGGGGUUGCGCUAGGCUUGCUUGUUUCUCCCUUGGCGUCUGGAUGUCCCGGGCAGCCCCUCGGAACCAUGGCUCCUCCCGACUGCCCAGCUGGGCCUUCAGAAGGGUUAUUCUCACUCCUUGCUGUUUCCAUAUGUAGGAACAGUCAGGCCUUUGAUCUGGAUUUGAGUUCCUUUUCAAGUUCUGAUUUGCAAGUCGCCUGGUAUUUCACCUUGCCUCGGACCCAGCCGUUUGUAGAAACCCGAGACUCUGUAGUCCUCCUUGUCAUGAGCUGAGGGAAUCUCAGCAUGGGCUCACGGAAGACACUUACUUCCAUAUGGCAGUGGCACUGCCUACCAGGCAGUGAAGGACACCUGGUGCUCUCCGUUCUCGCUAUGUGCAAUGACCUGUUCACCCAACACGGCCACCAUUUGUGCUGGCCAUUGUCACCGUCCCCUGCACCUGGUGAGGGUCAGCUAUGUUCUGGGAUCUCAACCUGUGAAAGGCUGUAGACUUGAGCUCCGGAUUAGAAGGGAACAAACGAAACCAUCAACCCAACAAAGUCCUUACAAACCAACUCCAUCAGCCCCCAGGUAUGAAGCAAGGUGUCAGAUUCUGCCUAUUCAGCCUCAGCAUGAUAGAAGCUACUGGAAAGGAUCCAUGAUUGGAAAAUGACACAAACCUCCAACUUCCAGCCUCUCUGACCCACAGCCACACCAAACUCCUGGGUGGUUUGGAUUCUAAGAAAAACCUCACCUGGUAAUACCACGACUUUUAGGGUUGGAGAAGGUACCUUUGAGCAAACUGCGGAAACUCCCUGGCAUGCUGGCUUCUGAUGGGAGGAUUGUUCGGAUUAAAAUAUCCCAGUGCCUGCCUUAAAGGAAUCUAUUUCCCCAGAGUGUAAACCAGACAGGUGGAUCCUGGAUUCAUGGCCGCCGCAUGCCUUCACGGACGUGGUGGUCGCUGUGACAGUCUAAUUCGUCACUCCUUUUUGUUGAUGUACGACAAGCAGUCUCGCUAUUGGCAUGGGCCUCAAGCCUCAUUCAUUUAACAAGCACUUAAAAAGGUCAGCCUUGAGUGGGGGCAGGGGUGUACAAGACACUGUCCAAGUGUUUAAAAAGGGGUGGGGCACGUGGAACCACGGAGUAGGCGUCAAAGGAGGGAACCAGCCUCAAGCCUCGCGAGAAUUUGCAUGUGACGCGAACAUCACUUCCCCAAGGAUUUCUGGGUAACGGGCCACCGCAAGGGCUUCUGAGACAACGACGGUUAGGGGGCAAGGCGACGUUUCAGCUAGACGCGGAGAGCCAUGCCUUCCGAGGCUAGGCCAGAGAAAGGGAGGACUAGCUCCAAAAGCCGGGUGUUGUGCGAUGCACGCCCAAGGCAGGGGCCUUGUGAGGCAGAGCACAGUGUAGAGAAACCGGCUACCGGGUCACAUGCCGGGGCCAAGAAUCUGAGAGGCAAGGCCGUCAUGGCUGCUGUGCCUCAGCCUGGCUGGCGGGCGUCUCUGCGCGACCUGCGGGUUGAGAUGCGCCACUCUGUGGCCAGGAUGUGGGGCCAGAGGCGCCUUAGGAUGCUCACGCUGUCCCUCUGGGUUCUUCUGCUGCUGUGCUAUUACCUCAGACCCGGAACCUCAAAUUCUGAAUCUGCAAAUGUCCUGCGGAACGAUGACCAUGCUGAUGAACAAUCUCUGGAAGGAGAAUCCAUGUGGGAAUCUCUGUCGCAAUUUUUCUUUCCAACAACAUGCACUGUGAAGGAGAAGCAAGUGGUAAAGCCUUGUAAUGGGAAGAAAGAUCUUGGAGAGAGUGAAUGUUUGAGAUAUAAGUGCUGCUUCUCAUCAUCCAAGACAACUAAGUUAAGAUGCUUUGCCCCAUUAAGAGACAAGCCUACACAGAUGCUGCGGAUGUUUGGGGUUGGUGUGAUCACCAUGAUCACCCUGGGAUUUCUGCCCAUUUAUUGCUGCUCUCUUUGCCGGAGGAGGCAUUGUUCUAGGAAUUGGGGAUACAGAGCAGCUGUGAGUGAUCAAUAUACUGGAGAAUCUGACAGCCUUGCUUGUGACCUGCAUCCAGCACCCAGUUGCUCUCUUGGACUCUGAGGUUAAAGGAGGUUUAUACAACUUUAUGGCCUGGAGCAAGCCGCACUUCUGUGCCUCCGCCUCCCCCGCUCUGGCUGCUUUGCCAUGGAGUCUCCUGCAGGCAUCAGAUGGACAGUGUCUGCAGUGGACUUUACUUCUUUUCACCUUCUGGGCACUGAGCUGCUGCCCUUGUGCCACUUUAGAAACACAUGUAUCUAUCCCCCCAAAUCAGGAAAGGAGACUUUUAAGGUAACAUUUUACUUUUUAAUAUAAGGGAGAGAGAAAAAAAGACUUUUUUUUCAGAAAAAAAAAAGAAAUUAGAAAUAUUGUGGUUGCUAAAAGAAAAAGAGGUGAACAGAAAAAUAUUCUUCUCAGGAACUAUUGGUAGUAUAAAUAGCAUUUUAUGAAUAAGAAUUGUGUCCUUCAAAGUAUUCAUUACAUGCAUUCCAGUGCAUACAGCAUGGAUGAAUGGACAAUUGCAAACACCUCUCAUGGGAGAUUUGAACUUGCAUUCACAUUAUGGCAGGUGCUUCAUAAUGUGGAAGUAGUUACAAAAUGUCAGUUUCCCUUGCUAUAUGAUGUGUAGGAAAUAAAAGUUCUUAAGCAAUGGUGGUAUAAUAGGAAGGACAGUUUUGGGUUUUCCUGUAGUAUCAAUUCAAAAAAGCUAAUGUCCACCUUUAGUCCAUGGUUAUUAAUGAAAGCAGUAAUUACUGUUGAUCUAGUGAGUUUUAUCAGAGUGUAACUCUGCCUUGUAAUCACCUGAAAGCAUGUUAACAAUGUACAUCCCAUUAGAGAAAUGCAAAUCAAAACCAUGAUGAGAUAAACCUCACACUCAUUAAGAUGACUAUUAAUUUUUUCAACUUUAAUAAAUAUAAAUUUCCAAAGUACAACUUUUGGAUUGUAACAGCUUUUUCCCCCAUAACCUCCCUCCCACCCGCAACCAUCCCAUCUCCCACUCCCUCUCCCAUCCCAUUCUUCAUCAAGAUUCAUUUUCAAUUCUCUUUAUAUACAGAAGAUCAACUUAGGGACUGCUGGAGGUCUGGUCAGUUCUGAAGUAAUAGAUGAAAUGCUAUGGUAACACCCAAGUUGGGCAUGGUAGAUCUCCUCUAUAGUCAGCAGGGGGGACAUUAUGAUCAUGUCUGCUGCCAUAAUGCAGCCUCUUGUCAUCUCUUCCAAGGUGAUCAAUGCCUGGGGUUAGCCCACUGUGGCUACAACCCCCACUCACACAAGCACAUUAACCACAUAAAGGAUCUGUGCGGUCCUCAAUGUGAGCAUGGAACCCUCUGCAAUGACCUACCACAGGCAAUCAGGGAGCUCUGAGUCUCUAACGCCAGAAACAGUGAUUGCCCAGAGACCCAGCUAUAUCCCAAGCACUGUCAUACAAUCACAGAAUUCCCACAGUUAUAGCACACACAACUCCCACAUCUAUGGGGAGCAGGGCAUCUGAUCUCAGCUUUUUGUGCCUGCCCCUGUCCACAGAGAAACCUGAGGCAUUCUCAGCCUGGGGGUGCUAGGCUUGGCAGUUUGAGCCCUGGUGACUAUGAUAGGAUGGGUGGAUGGGAACACCUCACAGUCCUAAGUGGGUGCCCUGUCCUCUGCCAAUCCUCCAGGCCAGACUCAAAGUCAGUGGGGAACAUGGAUUUAUCCAUCUGAUAAAUCCCCUAGUCACAUGCAAGAGCUGCCAUAGACUCUACUGGUAUUAAGAUGGAGCAUUCCCCCUGCUGAUUGUUAGUCUUUGUUGUUGGGGGAUGCGUCAAAAGAAAUGUGCUUUUCUUUCAAGUGCAGAUCAUCUUAAUGUCUUCUUUCUCUGAGAUACUCCUUUGUAUGGAGCAAGGUUACUUGAAAUGGUUUCUAUCAUCUUGGUCAAAGAAGCUUAUAGAAGCAGAUUAUCCAGGUAAGUGCAGAGAUCCAGACAACUUUGACUGAAACAACAUUUAUUAAUGAAGUUCAGUGUUGGAAGUGCAGAAGCAAGCAAAAUGAAAAUAGGUUGUCUUGUGCAUAUCAAGAUGAUCCUCCUGAUUCUUGGUUAUUCUUCCUCAGCCACAAGAAAGGAUUGGCACAGAUGUGAUCACAUUUUCUCCUUGGCUCUUCUUGUGACUGACAGCAUCAUUUACCAGAUGUUCAGUGGGCAAGGGGAUGUCAUGUGGUUGUGACAUGUGGCAGAGUGAAGUGAACUGACCUAUGUGGGUUUUGUAUUGAUAGCACUCAUAUAAGGUUUUCAGAAUCUUAUUUAAUAUAAGGUAUAGAAUUAAACAAAGUUUAUGUAAAUCAGUUCAAACCAAUGGACUUCAAAAGAAGAAAAUAUCAUUCAUUGUGAUUUCUAAUCCUCAUUUUUUUGCACAGAUAUCCAAGGAUAGGGGUUCAGAUGAGGUUUUAGUUUAGAAAUGACAACAUCUUCAUAUGGAUGCCAGAAGGACUUUGGUGCAUAUCAAUUGCUAGCAAGAAUAUACUCUUGGCCCUGAGCAGACAACUUGAAAUGUCAAGUGUUUCAGGAGUAAAGGGCUGAAUAUCCACUAAGUCAGAGUCUCCAAAUCUCAAGAUCCUCAAUACGAUUGAUUUUCAUCUCUAGCGCCUCUGCUGAAGAAAAUACUGGCUCUAAAGAGCUCCUUGAAUUUCUUGAAGUAUAAAAGUCCUCUCCAGGUUGAAUGUUCUUUUACAUUUCUGUGCUUCAAAUCUAUGGAUGUAUAGGAAUCAAAGUUAAACAUGCUGUCACACACACAGUUCAAAUUCCACAUUUUGCUGCAGACAUGGAAUGGGCCAUCUGAUCAUGUUGCCUUGUAGUUACCUAUGUCACUAGUCACACUCUUAGCGUUAGUACUAACAAAAAUGUCAGAGCCAUUUUGAAGUUCUCUAUGGAUUCAGCCUAUAUCUCUCCCUCACCCCCUUCCUUGUUUAUCCACCACCUGAUUUGCACUGGUGUAAGCUCUAGUAGAUACACUUAUACUUCCAUUUCCAUAAAGGAUUUUCCUCCUUUCCUUCUUUCCAUUGUCUGAAUCUAGUUUGAUUUUUACAGUAAGGCUCCAACCUGCUUUUGUUUGCAGAAUGAAUGACCUUGGAAUCUUUUGUUUGGGGAGCAUAUCACUCUUGCCUUCUAGCUAGUAAUCAUUGUCAUAUGAUGUAAACUGCAUAGGUUACAAAUAGAAUUAGGAAAGGUGACAUGUACCUUUUGAUUGAACAUUUUCACAUUAUGGAAUCAUUGGAAAAGAAUUAUGAGCCCUCACAUGGUAUAUGUAUGUAUAUAUGUAUAUAAUGCAUAUAAUAUGCACAUAUAUGUAUAUAAAAUAUAUAAAUAUGUGUAUGUAUACAUCUAUAAACAUAAUUUGUAAUAGGAUUCAGAUAGGGUACCACUCCUUCCUCUCCCAUUUUGGGGCUGAGUUUCUUCACACUGCAGUAUUCGUUUUGAUAACCAUGCAGAGACAGAUGGCAUUUUGUCUGCCUUCCAGAACAGAGGAAUAGUUUGCCGAGCGAUAGCUAGUAUAAUGAGAAGCCGUGUAAGUUGAAGAUGAGGUAAAACCGGAGCAUCUGUCAGUCCUUGUGUGCCAGAUUGGAGAUGCUGCAGACAAACUAAUAUUUCAACAAAAAGUUGAAGUGAGUAUAGAUUUGUGACCAAAAUGAUUGCGUUUGAUAACAAUGCCAUAGCAGAUGUCCUAGAGUUCACGCUUGGUUUUUAUUACUGCUCUGUGAGUGGUUUUGGAAGCAAGACCUACCGGCACAGCUUGUAUGGAACAUGUUCGUUAUAAAAUUUUAUUUUACAGAAAACAAUGAGAUGGAAAAU